Molecule: messenger RNA, 1320 nt
Organism: Mitosporidium daphniae
Lineage: Eukaryota; Fungi; Microsporidia
Exons: 3
Coding region: 1-1320 (439 amino acids)
Source: RefSeq, a predicted model, not a curated record
AUGUUCUUUUGCUUUUGGUAUGGUGUUUAUUUAACCUCAUCACUGCUUUUGGAAAAGGUUGCUUUCCAGUACUUGGCUUUUGGAGACUGGAAUGUAGGCAUUUCCAUCUGCGAAAAGCUGCUAUCGUACUAUUCUCGCCUUGAGGGCUGGUGGGAAUUUACAGGUGCCAGAAUCAACCGGCAAAUCGCCACCGAAGCGGUCUCAAAUGGCCGUGGAGUUGAGGAGUUAGAACAGGUUCUUUUGAACCUUAUAAAGGACGAAUCAUGGGAAGCUUGCCAUCGCGUCAUUGAAAAAAUCAACAGUAUUGAUGGCCAUGUUACAAUUCAAAAAUUGUCCAAAGGCGUUGUUGAAAUAUCGGAUUUUUAUUCUAUCGAUUGGGAUGGGUCCGUUUUAUCUUUUAGAGCCCUCGUCAAUUCUAAGCUACACAUUCUGGAAUCUAAAAUAUCGUUAAUAUUUACCUCCAUCGAUGGAGGCGAAGACUUUGUCUUUGAGGGAAAAGCAGUCUUUAGCAGAAACUUCAAUCCCGAUUUAGAGGCCACGGAGGCACCUUUGUUUGAUCCUAUUUUGGCAAAAAAUCUAGAUCGCCCAACGGCCGGCAUAUGUUUCCAAUUUAAUUGCCACUCCUUUUUUUCAGGGUCUCUUUAUAAAUUGUUAACCCUUUUGCCAAAGAAAAGUUCCAUUGAGAUCGGCCAUAUACGGUUGGAUUUUGAAUCGGCUAUUCACUUUGAAAGGAUAAAUUUUAACGAUUUACUUGUCAAUUUAAUACACGAGAGGAUCAAGAUAGUUUCCAAAAAUAUUUGGAACCGAUCCAUCGUGCCUGUUCUGUUUUCUUCGCAAAGGAAAAACAAGACCUCUCCCUUCCUCCCAGAUCUAAUCGCCGCGUGUUGCUUCAGUAGGCCACUGCAUAGCUAUGUUAUUGUGCGAGCGUGGGUACAAUUGGAAGAUGCAACGAAGAGUUCUGUGGCCGAAAAAUCUCUUGUGCCCUUCAAUUUAAUGGUCAAAGUUUGGUGGGGCCAACGUCUUAAAGACUGCGGCCGUUGUGCAUCAUCUGUCAUCGUCACCAUUGGUGAUUACCACGACUCUUGGGAGCUCAUUGAAAAGAGUCCCCAAAUUCAUAUUCCAUUGGACCCGUUGCGCAUUGAAAGUCUUUUUACUUGUCGAUUCCGAUCUUUGAUAUGUGGCGCGCGUGGGAGUUACGCUCCACUUCCAAAGGCCGUAUAUUUUUUACAAAACCCCGACCAAGAGCAUCCUAGUAGCGACUAUCAAAUACAAUUUGAGGAUGCAACACGUGCAGAUUUGAAGCUUUUAAUCGAUUUUUAA